AUGUUAGGAUUAAGUGUAAGAAGCAUCGUUCGGAAGGCGUGCGUGAAGAAUGUUUUACUACAAUCCUUCCAACCAAAGUGCCGCAACGAGUUGGAAAGAUGCCGACAAUUAACACAACUCUUCUUUUGCCGAGAAAGGUACACCGAUUCGAGCAAGUACAAGGGAGGAAAGCAAGCAGGCCAGCGACAGAAAGCGAUCGCAUCAAAACACGAAGACGAUGAUGAAGCAUUGGAUGAAACGAUGAACCAACGGACGGAGCUGAUAGAGGAUCGCGAGUACGACACGGUUGCAUCCAGUGCGAUGCAUGUAACGAAACAGAUCCUCAACGUACAGCAUGUAGUGAUCAUACAACCCUACAUCAAAUGGGGACCACGAAAGAAUCCCACCAAACCGGACCUACUGCUCCAGGAGGCGGAAGCGCUCGUCCGUUCGCUGCCCCGAUGGAACAUUGAGCUCAGCAUGAAGGUGCCAGUGGAAACGCUGGACAAGCGGCAACUGUUCGGCACCGGUAAGCUGGAGGAACUUAAAGGCAUCAUCCAGGCGCGGCAAGAAACCGGCACACCACUCACCUGUGUGUUCAUCUCCAAGGGUACGCUCACCUACGGCCAGAAGCAAACGCUCGAGCAAGUGUUUCGGCUGCCAGUGAUGGAUCGUUACUCGGUAGUCGUACAGAUACUUCGGCUGCACGCGGUCAGCAUGGAGGCAAAGCUGCAGGUCGCCCUUGCCGAGCUACCGUACAUCUGGUCCCAGGUGAAGGACCAGGAAGGAUCAACGAAAGGCGGCGGUCGUAUCUUUCUGAGCGACUCCCAACGACAAAUGCUACAGUUGCGCGAGCGCAAGUUGCGCAACGAACUGGCCACGAUCCGCUCCCACCGUGAGCUGCUGCGCAAUCGACGCCGGCAGAAAAACUUCCCCGUCGUAGCCGUGGUCGGUUACACCAAUGCGGGCAAAACGUCGCUCAUUAAAGCGCUGACGGAGGAGCAAAGCCUGCAGCCGCGGGAUCAACUGUUUGCAACGCUGGACGUGACGGCUCACGCCGGCCUGCUGCCCUGCAAGCUCGAGGUGCUGUACAUGGACACGGUUGGCUUUAUGGCGGACAUACCUACCGGGCUGAUUGAAUGUUUCGUGGCCACGCUCGAGGACGCUAUGCUGGCCGAUGUGAUCGUGCACGUGCAGGACAUGGCGCACGAGAACUGUGCGGAGCAGCGUGCGCACGUGGAGCGCACGUUGGGCAAGCUGAUGCAGCAGGGCAACAACGGGGACCGAGCGCUAACCCCCGAGCGUAUCAUUAAUGUGGGCAAUAAGAUCGAUCUUGUCGCCGACCCGGCCGACCUGCGCAUGGACAGUGACGGCGAGCAGCAGCGACUGCAUCUCAUCUCCUCCCGCACGCUGGUCGGUGUGCACGAGUUGCUGCUGGAGGUGGAACGACGUGUGUUGCGCGCUACGGGACGGCAGCGCAUGGUGAUACGGGUGCCGAUGGGUGGGCAGGAGUUGGCAUGGCUGUACAAGAAUGCGGCCGUGACGGAGUCGGCCGCCGAUCCGAACAACGCCGAACGGUUGCUGGUGAGUGUGGUGAUAACCGAGGCCAAGUUGCAACAGUUUCGCCAUUUGUUCAUUCGAAAUCGCGGCUGACAAGAACGGUCAAAGUCAAAUAAAUGGUUUGUUAAUGUUAUACAGGAA
Messenger RNA from Anopheles gambiae (African malaria mosquito), 1680 nucleotides. RefSeq names its product putative GTP-binding protein 6. Lineage: Eukaryota; Metazoa; Arthropoda; Insecta; Diptera; Culicidae. The record is from RefSeq and is a predicted model, not a curated record. Gene Ontology annotation, cellular component: cytoplasm. The transcript has a single exon. The coding region runs from base 1 to 1632 and encodes 543 amino acids. Gene Ontology annotation, molecular function: ribosome binding; GTP binding.